This is a messenger RNA of Cladocopium goreaui, 1554 nucleotides long. The record is from the annotation of a GenBank genome assembly. NCBI's taxonomy places the organism in Eukaryota, Dinophyceae, Suessiales, Symbiodiniaceae.
AUGCUGAGGGUUCACUACUCUCGAGCACUUCGUCGUGCCGCAGUGGCAAGACCGAGGCCAACGAUUGGAUGGGAACAAUUCAGCAUUGGCGAUGUGGUCUACUUCUUCAGAGAGCAGAAGGCAAUCCCCAAGAAGCUGAAGCUGAUCCAGCGUCGACGACUUGCACUACGUCGAUGGCAUGGACCUGGAGUUCUUCUGGCUCUGCAAGGUGGAAACGUCCCCUAUGUUGCUUUUCGAGGCCACAUCACAAAGGUUGCAAUGGAGCACAUGCGACAUGCAAGUGCCUUGGAACGCUUGACUGCUGGAGAUUGGGAAGAAGUCCUGAACGAGGUGAUUGCGGCCAAUGAAAAUGUGGCUCAACCACCAGCUCUUCAAGAUGGCGCACCAUUGGAAACAGUGCCUGAGUUGGAUGAUGUGGAACGUGGAGAUGAUGGUCAACCACGUCCUGAUCAAGGAGAUGAUGCCUACUCCUUCAGCUAUGGCUGGUGCCCCUGGAUCAACAUUUACAACCAACUUGGAAUCUGGAAGAACAUCAAUGGCUUCAACGCCUAUGUCAAUGCUUGGUGCCCCUUGCUCAACUUUCUCACGAGAUUGGAUCGAGCUGGAGCUGCAGUUCGUUGUGCUCUUUCUGAAGGAGCUCAAGAUGAUCGCCCUGGAACAAGAAGGAGGACCCUGGAACCUCUGAUCUUGGGUGACCGCACAAUUGACGUGCUGGCUUCAGAACUCUGCCGAGUUCAUCCCCUGGUCAAAGCCGUGAAUUGGUCACAGCAAGACAUCGCUGAUGGAAAUCUCAUCGAGCCCGACCAUGGCAGCUGGGAUGGAAGAUGGACUAGACCGAGCAGAUGGGAAUUUGAAGCUAUGGAAGCUACUGGUUCAUGCUGGCCCAGUGGAAAUGGAGAACACGAGGCCCUGACAACUGCCGCUCAAGGAAAAGAUCUUCGCUGGAGCGAGAUGGACGAGGGCACCCGUGACAAAUUCCAAACUUCCGCUGUGGAUCAGUGGAACAAGUUCGUGGAGAACAAAGCUGUGAAAGUGCUGACCCUGGAGGAGUCAAAAGCUGUGAUGCAAGAGCUCAAGAUGAAGGGAGAAGAGCAACGUGUGCUGACGCCUCCCUUCGUCAUGGUGGACAAGAACGCUCCGCUCAGCACGAAGGAGAAGCCGCUGCCUCUUCGAGCCAAUUCUCGGCUCAUUGUCCCUGGAUUCAAAGGCAUCGAGAAUCUGCAGGGUGGCCUUCGAAUAGAUGCUCCGACUGCCUCAAGGAUCAGUCAACACUUGGUGGCAUGCAUGGCUGCACAGCACCCAAACUGGUGUUUGCAGAGCGCUGAUGUUCGUGCUGCUUUCCUGAAAGGAGAUCCCUACGUGGAGCGGGAGAUCUACAUGGGACCGGCAGAUCCACGCCGUGGUCCUGCGAUUCCCAUUGGCCCUGGAUGUGUGGCCAAGGUGUUGAAGGGUAUCUUUGGCUUGGCCGAUGCUCCGAGAGCUUGGUAUUUGCGCUUGGCCAGAAAGCUCAGUGAGGAUGGAUGGUGCAGAAGCUCCUUGGACCUCUCUCUAUGA